AUGAUCAUUGAUUUAUUUAUUUUGCCAUUUUAUCCUUUAAAGCGUCACUGUCAUCCCGCUUGCAAUAGUGUAAAGCGUGUGUUAUCUGUUUGCGAAGUUAGAGUGCAUAAUACUUGUGAACAACCUUUUGGACUAGAUUAUAGUUCAUCGUCAAAUCCACCAUCUCCGCCACCUACAAAUCCACCACUUUCGCCAACUACAACACCUUCAUCAUCAUUACCAUCUCAAUGUAAUCCACAAUGUGCAGGUGGAUAUAACUGUAAUAGUGCUGGAAUAUGUGCACAAUGUAAUUUAGAUGAUGAUUGUGGUUUUCUACAACGUUGCAACAAAUGCUUAUGUAUAUAUAGUUGUGUUGGUGUAUAUGUUAAUGUUUCUUGUUCAUGUUAA
Molecule: messenger RNA, 387 nt
Organism: Dentiscutata erythropus
Lineage: Eukaryota; Fungi; Glomeromycota; Glomeromycetes; Diversisporales; Gigasporaceae
Source: the annotation of a GenBank genome assembly